UGACAUAAUUCAUUUUACGCAUUCGUUUCAACAGGUGAUUUGUUUUCAGCGCAGGAAACUGUAAUUUUGUAAAUGGAAUGGAUUGCAUAACCAAGUCUUCUGUUGUGACGGCAGUGUACAUGGUUUUAGUCAAAACCAUGCGAUUUCUUGUACUUCUUGCAAUUUGUAGUCAAGCUCAGCAGCAGAAUAUUACAAAAGUGAAAUUAUUUGGUGGAUACUUCCCGUGGGAAGGGACAGUACAGUUGUAUCAUAAUGGUGUUUGGGGAACCGUGUGUCAUGACAGUUUCAGUACAUAUGAUGCGAGAGUAAUCUGUAGGAUGUUGGGUUACGGCCUUGUUGGUUCGGCUCUUACUAGUGCAACGUUUGGGAUAGGUUCUGGACCAAUCUGGUUGGAUGAUGUAGGGUGCAACGGAAACGAAGUAGAUAUUGACCAGUGUAGCAAAAACAGCAACAAGUGGGGUGUGCACAAUUGUAACCAUAACGAAGAUGCGGGUGUUAGAUGUGAUACUUUACACAUGGAACUAAGACUUAUUGGCGGCAGGGGUAAUUUUGAAGGGACAAUUGACAUCAAUUAUCAGAGACAAUGGGGUACAAUAUGUGAUAAAGGAUUUACUAACCAGGACGCAGAAGUUGUCUGUAAAAUGGCAGGAUUUAAUGGCGGAGUAGCUGUAAAAGGUGCAAAAUUUGGAGAACUCGACUACGGUAGGAUCUGGGCAGAAAACCUUGGCUGUCGGGGAACAGAACCAAGUAUCAAGCAGUGUAGUCGAUAUUCCUCGGUAUUUGCUGGAUCAACAACAUGUAAUCAUUCAAUGGAUGCUGGAGUAAUCUGUGACCAUACUCCAGUACGACUAGUUGGAGGCCAAUAUCCAUUUGAAGGUCGCCUGGAAGUGUACCAUAAUGGAGCGUGGGGAACAGUUUGUAAAACAGGAUUUGAUGCUUCUACAGAUGGGGUUGCGUUUUGUGAAAUGCUUGGAUACAACUACACAAAUACACCAACUAUUUACAAUGUAACUGGAGGAUCGGGACCUAUCUGGCUCAGUAAUGUUGACUGCAGUAUACACACAGUUGAUGUUGAAUUCUGUGCUCAUGACGGUUGGGAAAAUACAACAUGCAAUCAUGAUAUGGACGUCGCACUAAGAUGCCGACAUACCAAUAUUCAGUUGAGGGGUGGAUCCGGAGCUUGGGAGGGUAGUGUUGAAGUAUAUCUUGAUGAAAAAAGUACUUGGUCCUCAAUAUGUGAUUCUGACUUUGGUGAAAAAGAGGCUGAAGCUGUCUGUAGUAUGUUUGGAUAUAAUGGCAGGGACGCCCAUCAUGUUGAAUAUGCAGCGGGAUAUUUCUCAUCGAGCUACUCACCAAAAAUUGGCAAUUUGACCUGUACCGGAAAUGAGACAGAUAUUAGACAUUGUUCGGCUGUAUUCCGUACCAACUCUUCUUGUACUGCCAGUACUGCCGCCAGUAUUAAAUGUAGGAGUAUAGAUGUCAGACUUGUGGAUGGUCCACACAGCAGUGCAGGUAGAGUGGAAGUCUAUCAUGACGGACACUGGGGAACAAUCUGUGACAGUCAAUGGGAUGACGAAGAUGCCACUGUUAUAUGCAAAAUGUUGUCAGCGUAUCCAUACGAGGGUGAGGUGUUUGGUAAAGCUGUAAAAUCAUCAUAUUUUGGACGUGGUGAAGGUCCUGUCUGGCUUGCUGAUGUACGCUGUAGAGGAACAGAACAUGACAUUAAAGAUUGCACAAAAAGCUGGGCAGGUGGCGUGAACUGCGACCAUACUAACGAUGCCGGGGUCAUAUGCAGUUACCCGUACCAGAAGCGCCUUGCAAAUGGGAGAGACCAGUCUCAAGGACGUGUAGAAUAUCUACAUUCUAGUUGGAGGGCGUACUGUGGACGUGGGUGGAAGGUGAAUGAUGGAAAAGUUAUAUGCCGUGAGGUAGGAUAUUGGAAUGUCGAUCCUGUUAUACGUUACAAUGCCUCUUAUGGACCGGGCAGUACGAACUAUGAUCUACGUCCACAGUGUGAAGGUGAAGAGGGAAGCUUUGAGAUGUGCCGAUUUGAUAAAAAGUAUGCGACAGCCACGUGCACAUCCGCGGAAAGUGUUGGUGUGGAAUGUCGCCCACAACCUGCCAACAAAAAUAACGUUCGAGUGGUGGAUGGUGAAGGACCUUGGCGUGGACGACUCGAAAUUUUGACCAACAACACAUGGGGUAGUGUCUGCUACGACUUCUGGAAUGCAUCAACAGCCCUGAAAGCUUGCGAAACUUUAGGAUUCAAAUAUCUGAGUUCUGACGCAUCAAGUUUUAAAAUCUCAAGAGGACUUACACCAAUGCAUUUUAAAUCUAUCAUCUGUGAUGCAUCUGACUUAAACAUAGGUUUGUGCAAGGCCAACUUCAACAUCAGUGAAUGUGAGCAGAGACAUGCCGAGGCUGUAGGUGUUGAUUGCUCAGCUGGAAUAACAGUUACACUAUCACAGACAUAUUCCGGUCAGGUAAACAUCCAUAAGGCAACAAACGCAUCCGUGAAUUGGUCAGUUUGUCACAAUACUGUGGACACUAACGUUGCCAAGACUAUAUGUGCAAUGGUUGGAUACAACAAUACUGCACCAGUUAUAUCCGCUGUGUCAUCCAGUAACCCUGUCCUGUUUACAAAUAUAUCUUGCAAUGGCUGGGAAUCACACUUAUUACAAUGUACAACACAGAGAAAUGGACCUUCGUGCAGUCAGAAAGCAGCAGUGAAAUGUUUCGAUUGUAUACAAACAUUGAAUACAGAAUCUGGAACGGUAUUAUCUAGUGGUUAUCCAGGCUACUCGUCGAACACCGACUGUUUAAUUGUCAUCAACAAACAAGGAAAUACGGCAUUAAAACUGGAUUUCUCGGACUUUCAAGUAGCCGGUGACGGUGAUUAUGUAGAGGUAAAGGACGGAAAUGGUAAACAGUUAGGAUAUUUUACAACAAAUGAUAAUAUUCCAUUUCUAGUUUCAAAAGAAGGAUUCUACAUUCGUCUCAGAUCGAACGACAAUGACAACGCUAGAGGUUUUAAUGCUUCUUGGAGUCCUCUACGUAUAAUUGAUGCUGUACAUAUGGGAUGCGCUUCUAAGGGUUGGAAUGUAGCAGUGAAUAUGACCAUCCUGCGUGUACUAUAUCCGGACACUGGCGCAUCUCAGAUUAAACUGUCGGAACAAGAUUGUACAGGUCAGGUAAUGGGGGAUCUGGUUGUGUUCAAACAGAGCUACACAAAAUGUUCGACAACAUCAAAGACAACCGGAGAUACAUUGAUAUACGACAAUCAACUUGUGUAUCCGGAGUCCAGGACACCUUUCCCAAUUAUAGUUCACGGAUAUAGAUGGAGGGUUGACGUAGAAUGUGAUGUAUCCAGAGUGGAAGAAGUAUCUACAAACUUCCAUCCAAACCGAACAAUUAUAAAUGAAAACCAGCAUGUUAGUUCCUCGUCACAUUACAAAUCAGAAGUGAAGUUUUUCUCUGAUGGUACAUUCUACAAGCAGAUAUUCGGCAACCCGAUAUCACUGAAAACUGGCGAUAAUGUUUAUGUGUCUGUGACAAUGAAUUCUGAUGAUGUUCAAGUGAAAAUGAGACUCCACACAUGUUAUACGAAGCCUGAUCCUAAUGCAGAUGCGAGACUCACGUAUCCACUUAUACAAAAUGGGUGCGUGGUUGACCCAGACACACACAUUCUGUCACAAGGAACGCACGAGACCCGUUUCGUUUUCAGCGCCUUUGAGUUUCCACAAAGUCAUAACAGUGUGUAUAUAUUCUGUAACUCCACGUUCUGCAAGACAACGGACACGAGCGACAGAUGUACACAGGUUUGUCAUGGUUCACCUGCACUUGUCGGCCGUUCUCUUUGGACACUGGAUAGCUACGCAGACCGCCAGAAGAGAUUUAUGCUACCUUAAUUUCUGCAUUUCAUGUAACAAUAUCAUUGAAAAUAAACUUUAGAAGAUC
Mercenaria mercenaria is the source of this 3957-nucleotide messenger RNA. RefSeq names its product deleted in malignant brain tumors 1 protein-like. NCBI's taxonomy places the organism in Eukaryota, Metazoa, Mollusca, Bivalvia, Venerida, Veneridae. Bases 78 to 3908 code for a protein of 1276 amino acids. The transcript is spliced from 26 exons. The record is from RefSeq and is a predicted model, not a curated record. Gene Ontology annotation, cellular component: membrane.